Messenger RNA from Torulaspora globosa, 1053 nucleotides. RefSeq lists its product as uncharacterized. Gene Ontology annotation, cellular component: cytoplasm. Bases 1 to 1053 code for a protein of 350 amino acids. NCBI's taxonomy places the organism in Eukaryota, Fungi, Ascomycota, Saccharomycetes, Saccharomycetales, Saccharomycetaceae. Gene Ontology annotation, biological process: NADPH regeneration. The record is from RefSeq and is a predicted model, not a curated record. The transcript has a single exon. Gene Ontology annotation, molecular function: oxidoreductase activity; nucleotide binding.
AUGGCCCCUGUUCUGAACGUUGGUAUUAUUGGUACUGGUAUCUUUGCCAGAGACAGACACCUUCCAUCUUAUGAGGAGAUGUCUUCAGACUUCAAGGUGGUUGCAGCUUUCAACAGAACGAAGAGUAAGGCAUUGGAUUUCGGUAAGAGAGCGGGACUUCCAGAGGAAAAGAUCUACGACGAUAUUGAUGGGAUCCUAGCUGACAAGGAUGUGUCGUAUGUGGAUGCGCUUGUGCCAGCACAGUUCAACGUGCUCACGGCAGAGAAGGCUAUCGCUGCAGGAAAGCCAAUUUUGCUAGAGAAGCCAAUUGCUGCCACUAUGCAGCAGGCCCGUGAGUUGGUUAAGCUCUCCGACUCCACCGACUUGCCUAUCGGAAUUGCAGAAAAUUGGCUUUACCUGGGAGCUAUCGAUGUUGUCCAAAAACACCUGCCCGAAAUUGGAGCUGUGAUUGCAUUUACUCACAACUCAACAGGACCUUUCUUAACCAAGAAUAAGUAUUUGUCGACCAGUUGGAGACAAAACCCAGAACAUAUUGGAGGUUUUCUAUCCGACGGAGGUGUCCAUCAACUUGCCCUUGUCACACAUCUAUUGGGAGAGUUCGAUACCGUCUCUGCAUUGACGAAACAAGUCCGCAAAGAAUCUGGAACUGAUGAUAUAGUCUUUUCAACUGUAAAAUUGGUGGAUAGCGAUGUUAUUGGUACCUUUACCUAUGGCUCUUCAUUCGGGGCCACGGAGAAGUCUGUCUUUUUGAAGAUUUACGGUACGAAAGGCUCUAUUGAAGCUCAAUUAUCUGACAAGAGGAACCCCGUUGUGAAGGUGCAACUCGGUGAUUCUGCUGAAACAUCUGAAAAAGAGGUGAUCUACCCUAUCAAGGAGGAUGGUUCCUUCGGUGUCAAUGCCGAAUUCAAGAGCUUCCACGAAGCAGUUGUAAAGGGUGACAAGAGCCUUUACAAGGGAACACCAAGAGUUGCUUUCCAUCAUCUCGCUUGCGUUGCAGCUUUCCUCGAAUCUUCUGCUAAAAACGGAGAUCAUGUUAAAGUGGAAAGAGUUUAG